Phycodurus eques (leafy seadragon) is the source of this 4005-nucleotide messenger RNA. RefSeq names its product CACN subunit beta associated regulatory protein b (gene cbarpb). NCBI's taxonomy places the organism in Eukaryota, Metazoa, Chordata, Actinopteri, Syngnathiformes, Syngnathidae. Gene Ontology annotation, molecular function: transmembrane transporter binding. Gene Ontology annotation, biological process: negative regulation of calcium ion-dependent exocytosis; negative regulation of voltage-gated calcium channel activity. The record is from RefSeq and is a predicted model, not a curated record. The coding region runs from base 142 to 2751 and encodes 869 amino acids. The transcript is spliced from 10 exons. Gene Ontology annotation, cellular component: plasma membrane; secretory granule.
UACACUGGAAGCAAGCAGGAGGAUAAGACAGGCUGCGAGCAUAGGGUUAUGUUUACAGGCUCUGGUGCUCAAGUUGCUGCAGUGAGUGGUGGGCAUGUUGCUUCUUCCAUGCUGUGGGGGACUCCAUAGUUGGCCUGGACCAUGAGCUAUGAGUCUACCGUCUGGAACAUCCUACCAGAAAACUCUACUGAGGUACCGCUCGAGGCGGAGGAGCAGCAAGAUGGCUACGUGCUUCUUCUGGUGAUCCUGUCCAUUUUCCUGGUAGGGACGUUGAUCUUCGCCUCCAUCCUCCUCAUCACCUGCCGCCGCUGCUGCCGUGGAGGAGAUCAAUGCUGCAACAGCGGCAGCGAUGAUGCAGAGAAAACCACCGCUACAUACACGGAGGAGUCUCAGCCCACCCAUGAAAUCACCAUCAGGGUGGAUGAGUCUGAGUGCCUGUCAAUGGCCAGCUCCCACGACCAGGAGACAGAGCGAUUCCUCUCCACGGGAACCACGGGCCGUCGAGUUUCCUUCAACGAGGCGGCGCUCUUCGAUCACGGCAAGAAGGCCCAGGAGAAGGGUCGCAGAUACACUUUGACCGAGGGCGACUUUCACCACCUAAAGAACGCCCGGCUCACGCACCUUCACAUUCCGCCGCCAGCGCUCAAGAUAGUCACCAUCCAUGAAUGUGACUCGGCGGAGAAUACCAUCACCAUGACAACGCGCCCUGUCGCCAAGUCGGCGCUCUCCAUCUUCCAGCCAAUGCUGUGUCCCCUACCGCAAACUGCACUGACCAGCUUGAGCCCCAGUGCCAGCUGUGCUCUCCCCGGAGACACCCUCAACUCAACUGUUGUGGACACCAGCUUUCAUGCAAAUACUGCUGCUAGGACAAAUGGAGGCUCUCUGGAGAUGAUCGCAGCAGGGCCCCGGGGCCGAGGCUGCAGCGUUAGCACAGGAGGAGGGACCACUCCCACCAGCACUGUCCCGCCUGCGAACAGUGAUGCAGGUGGCCAAGGUCCAGUACAGCAGUUCUUCACCAAACUGCGGCGCCACACAAGCCUGGAGGGGGCCAGUCCCUAUUUCAAGAUCAAGAAAUGGAAGCUGGACAGCAGCCAGAGGGCUUCAAGUCUGGACAUGAGAGGCUCACCAAAGAGAAGGCAGUUCCAGCGUCAGCGGGCUGCCAGCGAGAGCAUGGACCAGGACGACAAUGACACGCACCACAUUGACCUCAUCCAGUACAUCGCCCGCACCCAAGACAUCACCUAUUGCCCACCUCCAUCUGCACCACCCCCUUCCCUCGGCAGGGUAGAGGUAGAGGUGAUGGUCGAGCCCACCUGCAGCCAAACUGGACCAGGGGUGAUUGGCCUGUCCCCUAAUCCCCAAGAUGAACAGCUUUCCCUGGGGACAAGGGAAAGCUCUGAGCCUCUUGCCCUCCAGGAUCCCCAGACACUUUACAGAGACAUUUGGACCUUACGUGCAUCACUGGAACAAUAUGCUGCCUCUGACCAAAGCAGCAAUAAUGAUAGGAACUCUGUCUGCAGCGAUGCUGACAGUGUGUGUACAGAAAAAGAAAGAGAAGAACUCACCAGCUGCUAUUCCCAGGAUUUAGGUGAUGAAACAGAAGGUGCAGAGGAUGACAAAGAGUUUAUGGUGUACAGGGAUAAGACAUUGGGUGCAGAAGGUGUAAGAAGUAGGAAACAACAAAGUACUGAAUCUGAGCGUGGCGGGAGCGAUGGGGAAACAUGUACUCGGAAAUUGCUGCAAAUGGAUAGUGGCUACGCAUCAAUAGAGGCCCCAUCUCGUGGUCCUGAAGAUUUGCGGAUGUUUGGAAGCAGCAGCCCGAAGGAGAGAACAGCCCAUGAGAAGAGGCACCACUUCACCAAGGCAGGGAGAUCUGGCACGAUCGGUGAGAGCUUUGAGUCUCACCUCUAUGAGGAGGAGCCAGACGAGCAAUUGCUCGGCGCCAGUGGAGGAGUUUACAUAGAAACUGGUGUCAGUCCACAGAGCCGGUUUCCAUACGGCCAGAUGAUCACCCCUCGGGAGGCUUCACAACCAUCCACUCAACCUCCAACCCUUCAUCAGAGAGACUACAGCAUCGAUGAGAAAACUGAUGCGCUGUUCCAUGAGUUUCUCCGACAUGACCCUCAGUUUGACCAGCAGGAGAUGCCGCUAAAGAAGCACCGGUCCCGAAUCCACCUUCGAAAGCAGUGGCAGCGGCACAAGCAGUGGAGCGACCCUGGUGUCAGACACUUCCAUUCCUCUUUUGAGAGACAACGAACUCCACUACGGAGGGGUGACAGUGUUAAUUGCCCUAUGGAGACAAGCUACCAUAGCAUGCUUCCCCGCAUUGUCAGCACACCUGACGAGGAGACCAGUGACUGUAGUACUCCAGAAAAUCCAAAGAUAGACACUACAACUAGCAAGGUUGCAGGGAAGGACAUAGAGCAAGGUUCCACCGAAGACCAGAUAUCAUCACCACAUCCUCAACCAUCCAUCUCUGAGAAAGAUGAAGGGAAGACUGAACAUCCAGAGCCUCAAGAGGACAGCAAACCACCCAGACACCCCCUAGAACAUUUAGAUGAGCGGUCGCCCCUUCAGCCACCCGACUCCUCAGGCUAUGGCCCACAAACCAUCACGGCAGAGCUCACGGACAAGCUGACCGCUAACCUAGACGAAAGGCUAUAUACAGGCCUUCGAAGGACCAAGGACACAGCGACCGAGUGUUUGACAGUGACGGCUACUCAUGCUUCUCCAGACCAUAGUCCAGUGUAGCUCCAUUUGUUUUUAUGGUUGACCCUAUAGCUGCUCAUACACAUCAACAAUAUUUAGCCUCAGUUCUGAUGAUUCACAAUUUAUUUUAAAUUAAAUCAACCAACCAAUCAGGCGGUACAGUUAAGUUUGGUUUGCGAAGGUACUUUUGGCAAUUGUCAACCCUUAUUUGGAUUGACAUGGUUCAAAUGCAACAGUGUUAACCACAAUUAGAAAGUCUGGUUCUUAUGUCAUAUCCAAACAAGAAAAUUUGUAUGCAUGACAGUUUUUUGAAUGGUACCUUUUUUUGUCUUCCGUUAUAACACAGAAGUGACAAGCAUCUGUGAACCAAUCAACUGACAGUGGUAUGUGUAGCUCCACCCUACCACUAUUGAACAAUGCCAUACUCACACUAAAACAUUUUUUUGUCCCCUUUACAACUUUUGAGAGAAGAUGUGUAAAAAUAAUAAUAAUUAACCAUGAUACCAAAAUUAAUCAAACUGUACCGCUUGGUUGUAGUUCAAGGGUCUUAUUUUUGUCAUUUUUCAGGUCACUGGUGAAAUAAUUUGGAGAGUCGAAGGUAAUGACUAAGUUGAACAUUAAUCUUUUAGUUUUUUUUCUAGUGUGAAAUGUUAUGUUAUAGACUGGUGUCGCUGGUCCGCUGUGUGGCAAGUCAAGUGGUACAAGUGUAGACUAAUCUACUGUCUAAAAAAAAAAAUACUAUUACAGAUUAAUUUAUUUUAUCAUUAUUUAUAUACAAUUUGUCGUUUUUAUGCCACAGAGGGAGUUGUUUCAAUCCUACUGUUAAAAAAAAUGUGUUGACUGUCUUAGACCCAAAUACAGAAGAUCUUUCAGGAUGCACCGAAACCUGCCAGGAGUUUCAGAUUAAGUUAGUUGUUAUGUCGCUGCUUUGCCUGAUCAUCUGUUGGGACUCUCACAUUCUUUGACUGGCUUUGUACUUAACUGUAUGUAAACAGACACGAGUCACAAGUAUCAGUUGCAUUAGACAACACUGACACUUUCUUUGGGGAGUUAGCUGCUAGUAUUUCUUCUAUUAGAGCUCACUGGAACAUUUUGCACCAUUUUCCAGACACGGUGUUGUUUCAGGUAGAAGAACAAUGUAGUUUGCAAACCUUCAUACACUUUCUCCCAGAAUCUGCUUCAAUGUUGUUAUUCAUGACUAGCUAAAUAUAUUUUUGUAUGUGCUUUGAGAGUGAACGCACUAGACAUGGCAAUCCAUCUCCAAACUACAAAGGACUGUGGACAACACUUAAGAUG